CCGAAAUCGUUUUUCGUGGCCAUGCAGCGUCGAUGGCAAUCCAGCCACAUUCGUCGCGGAUUUGCCAAAACCAAGACCACUAAGCCUCGAUUCCUAUGUGGACGCUGCGCAACACCUUCCGCCGCACGUCGGUGGCGCUUCCCUCCCAGCGUCGCGCGCUGACCGCUGCCGCCAUCGCAGAGGGCAAAGUGCCCAUUAACAACCUGUUCGUGACGUCCACUGAAGUAACAGAGAAAACGGCACCAGUGCUAAUCGGACUGACCAACACUCUGGAGCAAAAGUUUGCCAGAGUGGGCUACUUCCGCCCCAUCCAGCCGAUUGUCGAGACUGACCACCACGUCGACGUCAUGAAGCAGCAGCUGGGGCUCACCAAGAGCGUGGAGCAGCUGUACGGAGUGACGAGCGAGCGUGCCAUCGAGUAUUGGCUGAACGGCAAGGGAGACGACCUCGUGGAGGAGAUUCUCGACCGCUACGAGGCGUGUCGCGAGGGCCACGAUUUCAUGAUAAUCGAAGGGUCGCAACUUUCCAAACACGAAAGUGCCAUGAGUUGGAAAAUCAACGUGGACAUUGCCAAAGCCAUUGGCUCACCCGUGUUGACAAUUUCCGAUUUCAGCGAAUCGGCAAACACGAACAGCGACCUUUUGGAGGAGAUCCUCUCGCGUACUGCUUUUAACAAAGACCAAGUGGAGGGUGCGGGUCUUAACUUCAUUGGCAACAUUGCCAACCGCGUGAACACCAAAGACCCCAAGGCUUUACGCGAGGCAAUUCGUGCCAAAUUGCGUGAAAAAGAUUUGCCAUUCCUCGGCUUUUUGCCAAAAGACGAUUUUAUCGCGUCCAAACGUCUCAACGAAGUGACACACCAACUCGGAGCUAAGCAACUCUUUGGCACCAAGGCAAUCCCCAACAACGUCGUCGUAACUUCCGCCGUAGUGGCAACAAGCGCCUUGAAAGAUUUAUUCGCGCACUUGAAGAACUACAAAGACGGUGCUCUCGUCAUCACAUCGGCGGAUCGCUCGGACGUCAUGCUGGGUCUCAUGGCCUCUCGUCUGCCUGGUAUCUUGCCGAACGUGUCGGCUAUCGUGCUGACCAAUGGCAGCUACCCACAUAGCAACACGCAGGAGAUUCUCCAGGGCGUGGAGGCUCUGGACAAGACUGGCCUGUCCAUCCCGAUCUUCUCGGUGCCAGAGGACACGUUCACAACGGCUGACAAGUUCUCCAAGGUGUCGACGGACAUUCUACCCACCAGUCAGCUGAAAAUCGACCGCUCCAAGCAACUUUUCGACGAGUUUGUGGGCAAAGAGGGCAUCAUUGGCGAACUGGACGAAGGAAUGGUGGUCAACCGCUCGCCGAAGCAGUUUCAGCACUUUUUGUUCAGCAAAUCGCGAGCUGUCCAGCGUCAUAUUGUACUGACGGAAGGAGAGGACAUCCGCGUGCUCCAAGCAGCCGACCAAGUGCUGCGUCAGAAGCUCUCGAAGGUGACGAUCCUGGGCAAUCCGGACGACAUUGAACGACACGCCAAGUCGCUGACUCUCGACCUCUCGCGUGCAAACAUUGUGCGCACAGCGGACAGCGAGCUGCUGGACAAGUACGUGGACCAGUACUUUGAGAAGCGUAAACACAAGGGCGUGACGCGGGAGUCGGCACGUGACGCGGUGCUGGAGGAAACAUGCUUCGGUACGAUGAUGGUGGAGAUGGGCGACGCCGACGGGAUGGUCUCCGGUGCGUGCCACACCACAGCCAACACGAUUCGUCCUGCUCUGCAGCUCAUCAAGACGACGCCGAACCGACCGAUUGUGUCCAGUAUCUUCUUCAUGUGUCUCGAGGACGGCGUGCGCAUCUACGGAGACUGCGCUGUGAACACGGACCCGAGUGCGCAGGACUUGGCGCAGAUCGCGGUGACGAGUGCAGAGAGCGCAGAAGCGUUCGGACUCAUCCCGAAGGUGGCGCUGCUGUCGUACGCCACAGGCGACUCGAACUCGGGUCCGAUCAUCGACAAGGUGCGCGAGGCGACCAAGAUGGCGCAGGAGUUGCGUCCGGACUUGGACAUCUACGGCCCGAUCCAGUACGACGCUGCGGUGGACGAGUCGAUCGCCAAGACCAAGUUGAAGGCGAUCCCCAGUGGCGCCAAGGUUGGCGGCCAGGCCAAUGUGCUGAUCUUCCCGGACUUGAACACGGGCAACAACACGUACAAGGCUGUACAGCAGAGUACUGGCUGCAUCGCGAUGGGUCCGAUGCUGCAAGGUCUGCGGAAACCAGUGAACGACUUGAGUCGAGGUGCGACGGUGAAGGACAUUGUCACGACGGUGGCGAUCACGGCUAUUCAGGCGGACCAGGUGAUCUUGAAACGAGAAGCCAAGGCCAAGGUGGAGGCUGCAGCCUAGGUAAGGUAUAGGGCAGUAGGUGACGAGCGGAUUGAGUUAUUCAGCGCGAUUGGAAAGCGACGAAGAC
Messenger RNA from Phytophthora infestans T30-4, 2448 nucleotides. RefSeq names its product phosphate acetyltransferase. The transcript has a single exon. Bases 96 to 2381 code for a protein of 761 amino acids. The record is from RefSeq and is a predicted model, not a curated record. NCBI's taxonomy places the organism in Eukaryota, Oomycota, Peronosporomycetes, Peronosporales, Peronosporaceae. Gene Ontology annotation, molecular function: acetyltransferase activity.